Molecule: messenger RNA, 1497 nt
Organism: Betta splendens (Siamese fighting fish)
Lineage: Eukaryota; Metazoa; Chordata; Actinopteri; Anabantiformes; Osphronemidae
Gene: olfm4.2
Product: olfactomedin 4, tandem duplicate 2
Exons: 5
Coding region: 23-1396 (457 amino acids)
Biological process (GO): signal transduction
Source: RefSeq, a predicted model, not a curated record
UCUGGAGGAAAAGUGAGACACGAUGAGGUCGGUUCUGCUGCUGCUUCUAUCAGCCCUCGCUGCUGCUUCAGCCUGGAUCCCAGUGGAGGACUGGGAAUCUGGCGAAGUGACUGCGUCAGUGGGUGAAGAGGGUCAGUGUGUGUGCCACGUGUAUCUGCCUGACACCACCUUUCCGGCCGACCGCAUGGAGCACAUGCACCAGGUCACCAAGGACCUGAUGCUGGAAGUGGACAUCCAAAUUAAAAAGAUGGUGAGCUACGACGCUAAACUGAAGGUUUACCUCAAAGAGCUGAAGGACCUGAGCAUCCGAGUGGUGAUGCUGGAGAGCAGCGCCGACAAGUACGUCAAGCUGGACUUUGAGCUGCUCAGGGUGGAGCUGCGGGAGUUCGAGGCGCUGGUGCUACAGCUCCGAGACUCCUUCAACUCGUCCUCGCCCGUGUUCGACAGCCUCUUCGCUGAGAUCCGCAACAUGAGCCUCAUCGUGGACCAACUGGAGACGUUCGACCAGAGCAACCUGCUGGUGAUCCGCAUCGAGUUCGCCAAGCUGCAGAAGAAGCUGGAGGACUGUCAGAAGGAGCAGGAGUUCGUCAAACCCGACAUCGGCAACUGCAACCACACUGGCAUCCUAAGCCUCAGCAAACCCAUGGUGCUGCAGAUCAACGCUCACCUGAACGCAGGGUACCAGUACGGAGGCUGGGGCAAGGACUCCAAACCAGUCCGAGGCUCUGAGUCCAUGUACUUCUAUGGAGCGUACACGGGCCCCGCAGUGCAUGACUUCUACCUGUACUCCGACUACGACAAGCUGAUCCUCAGGUCUGCGUCCAAACACCAUGACAUUCCCAGCGGGUGGGAGGGCACUGGGAACAACUACAUCGUCCACGGUAACAGCAUCUACUACCAGAUCAACUCCCCCUUCAGCAUGUCCAAGCUGAACCUCACCAGCUCCAAGUACGAGUACAGAGUGAUCCCCGCCGCCAGCCAAAGCUUCUCCUACAGCUACUCCCCAAACCAGAACCUGGACUUUGCGGCCGACGAGAACGGCCUGUGGGUCCUGUACGCAUCCGAGGAGAACCUGGGCAAGAUUGUCAUCGCUAAGAUCGACGAGAAGUCCUUUGGGAUCCAGGACGUGUGGAAGACGGGCGCCUACAAGCAGCUGGUGGGCAACGCCUUCAUGGCGUGCGGCGUGCUGUACGCCACCAGGUCCGUGGACCUCAACACGGAGGAGAUCUUCUACGCCUACGACACCAGGACCAAGGAGGAGCGGCACCUCAAAAUCCACUUCCAGAAGUUCCAGGAGAAGUACACCAACCUGGACUACAACCCCAGCGACCAGAAGCUCUACAUGUACAACAACGGCUACUACGUGAGCUACAGCGUGCGCUUCGACAGAGAGUAGCCGCCUCCAGCGCCGUAUUGUGAUUAAUACGACUCAUGUGUUCACUGAAUCUAUGCGAUGUCCAAACAUGUUACUGUGUUUCUCUGAAUAAAAUCAAAAUG